Polychytrium aggregatum is the source of this 4437-nucleotide messenger RNA. RefSeq lists its product as uncharacterized. Bases 40 to 4233 code for a protein of 1397 amino acids. Lineage: Eukaryota; Fungi; Chytridiomycota; Chytridiomycetes; Polychytriales. The record is from RefSeq and is a predicted model, not a curated record. The transcript has 6 exons.
CCCACAUCAAUCUUGCUGUUCGUUCGUUACUCAGUGUCCAUGUCCCAAACAGCCGCACAGUGCAGGGUGGAUCUGCACGGAUUCCUCAAGGAUGAGGAACAUAUGAGAAGUCAGCUGAAGAACCUGGAGAAUAAGAUGAUUACCGAAACGAAUAUCAGGCGCUCGGCUUUGCGCUCGGGCGGCUCCCACGCCCAGAAAUCUGACACCAAGGACGCGUAUGAUGCCCAAUACAAGUUUGAAAUGUAUGGCUACGAAAUCAUCAAGGUCAUCGGAAACUACUGCAAACGGAUCGAUGAUCUCAAGCCACUGCUCUGCUCGUUGCAGAGAGAGUCGGGUCACUCUACGCUCGAGAGAUCCGCACGUCCGCCAGAGGAGCCACCCCGAACCUUCCGGCAACACAACCCGCACCGCCACGAGCGCGCAAAAAUCCCGAGCUUUACCUACCAGAGUCCGCCAGACUCUGAAGAAGAAAACAUUCACCAGCACUCCGACGCUACGAAUGCACAGAAGGCCGAGCGCUUCAAGAACUUGCUCGAAGAGUCACUUGACUACAUUACCGCGCUUGAGCACAUCGUUUUCCCGAGCGGCGAACCCGUUCCAAAGGACACACAGGGCAAGCUCGAUAUGCUGCGCAAUCGCAAGGACAAAGAAAAGGCUCGCAGAACAGAGCUCGAGGCUCGAGUCAGUCAGCUCUCCAACCAAAUCGUCCAGCUCAAAACGGGGACAAUUUCCAAAAGCAAAUUCGGGGCUGUCCUUCCUCCCGCCGAGUUUGAGCCGCAGCUGAAAGCGAUGCGUGAGAAGGAGAUGCGGCUGCAGAAGGAAUUGACUGCCAGCCUUGAGCGGCUAGAGUUGCUGCAAAGCGAGAAGACCAUCCUUGUCGAGCAGCAAUGCAAGAGCGCCAUGCUGCUUCAGAGCAUGGAGAAGGAUUCUGUAGGGCUGAAGGGUGAGAUCCGGGCCUUGGAGAAAGAAAAGGCCAAGAUGGCCGACUCUCUCACGCUUGCCAAGCAGAACGAGCAGAACAUCAAGCGGCUGUACACGACACUGACUCACCAAAUUGCGAUCCUUGAGGGCAGAAUGAAAGGCGACGGUGUGUCGGACGAGUUCAUCAACUCCGCUGGCAUCAUCGCUGAGUGGAAAACCAAAUGCGAGGGGCUAAAAGAAAAGGUUGCGGUCCUUGAGAUUGAAAACAAACGCCUUGAGGUGUCUGCCAGCGAAAGCGAGGCGAUCAAGGCCUACAAGCUUCUGGAAGAGAAGACCAAGGAGUUUGACGAAAAGCUCACCAUCAUCGACUCCGCCAUGGUGUCUUCUCAUGGUGAACUUGCACUUGCUCGAAAAGAAAAGACUGAAGCCAUCGCGGAACUCAACAAGGCCAAAACAGAGCGAGACGAAAUGGCCGCGGCAGUCGAGAAGCAUCUAGAAGAGAUCGGUGCGAUCAGGGCCCAAUGUCUAUUGAUCGAGAAGACUCUGACCCAGAAGGAGGCAGAGUUGACCGCAGCUAGCGAAGAACUCCAGCGCUCGAAUAAGAGCAAAUCAGACUCGGAACUCGAGAUCGAGCGAAUAACUCUUGAACUGGAAACCAAGACCAAGAACAUCGCCGAUAUUGAGGAGCAGCUUGCGAUAGUCCGGGCUGAGAAGGCGGCAGUCGAGACGAGUCUUGCCCAAGUUCAGUCGCAGCUGGAAACCGCCGAACAAGAAAGGACCUUGGCCAACGACCUCGUUGCCGCCCAUGCAUGCAACCUGGAGCUGGCAAACAAGUCCGUCGAGAUCAUGACGAUCAAACUCGCCGACGCCAAAGUCGCUCACGAGGCCAUGCACAGCGAGCUACAGAGUAUCCGCGAGUUGCGGGACCAGAUGACUCAAGUAGAAGAGGACCACAGAUCGUACAUCAAGAGACUCGGAGACCAGAUUUCAUCCCUCACAACCGAAAACGUGUCGCUGGCAAAGGCCCUGGAGGAAGAGCGUCAGUCCAUCUCGACAUUGACCGACGAGCUCCAGGCCGCCCUCAAGGACAUUCGUGAGAGCCAAUCAAUCUGCUCGCAGAUCCAAAGCGACCUCGAUCUCCAGACAGAGCUGCGCGAGUCUUGUGCACAACGAAUCGAGGCUCUCUCUUCCGAAAACGGGCAAGUGAAGGCCGAGCUCGCUGACACCAUCCACAAGCAUCAGCAAGCGCUUUCAGCACUCGAAGACGACAAGAUGGCCCUGGAAGCCGAGCUCGCCAAACUCACCCACGACAUUGAGCGCAUCGCAGAGGAGCAUCAAAUGCUGCAAAUUCGAAGUGCUCAGGAUGACAGUUAUUGCUCGGGGCUCAAAGCCCUGCUCAGGGAUAGAGAGUGCGAGGUCGAACGGCUGGUUACUGUCGAGAUCGAGUUCCACCAGUUGAAAAUCGCCCACGACGAGCUCGCCCAACUGCAUCAGUGCUGCGUCCGCCCCGAAGUCGUAGAGGAGCAACUUCGCCAGCAGAUGUUGCAAGCCAAUGCCGCUAGCAUUGCUGCGCUGAAGCAGGAGCAUCAAGCUGAUCUUGACGCACUGCAAGAUGCGCACCAAAAGCACAACGACGGUAUCAGCAUUGAGCAUCAAAAUGAGAUAUCAGCUCUGCAGAACCAGCACAGCAGCGAGCUACAGCAAAUCACGCAGAUGCAAAGACAAGCGCAAGAGGCGCUUGAAACUCUUGAGCAAGUGACUCUCAAGCUGAAAGCCGAGAUCGAGGAAGAGAAACAAGUCAAGAGCCAGCUUCAGCAACAUAUCGCGCAGCUGGAAUCGAACAUUGCUGAGAAAGCUCAGGUCGAGGAAGACAUGCGAUCCGAUUUGGAGUUGAAAGAGCUGCUUGUACAAGAGCUGCAAGAUUUCAACAACAAAAACGCCUCCGAGUGGAGAGAAAAGGAGCUGCUUCUGGAAGAAAAGGUCAAGGUGAUAACGGAGCUGUCGAUCGUGUCCCAGGAACAGAUCGUGUCCUACGAGGCCAGGCUGCUUUUGGCUGAUGCGAACGCCGAACGGGCAGCAGAGGCGGACGAUCUGAAGCACCGCCUUGAAAUCAUGGCCAGCGAUCUGGCGGCCAUGGAGGAACGAACGCAGGAACUGCAACGCAUGAACCAAGAAAUGGUCUCCAUCAAGCUGGACCUCGAGGUCCGGAUCGACGAGUUGCAAGCGGCAAACCGCAAGCUUGAACUUGAGAUCGAAUCGGCGGCCGCUGAACGGGAGGAGCACGCUCGUGAGCUUUCCGGCCACCUGAAUCGGCUUGAAGAGACGCGGCAACAAGCCAGCCAGGCAAGCGACGAUCUCUCGAGACUUCAGGGCAAACAGUCCAGCUUGAUGACUGAUUUGCUCGCCCGAGAACAACGUAUUGCAGAGCUACAAGAUCGCAUCGACCAGCUGACGAAAGAGCUGCAAGUUGCUCACGAGAGCAUCCAUAGUCUGCAAGACGCCCCAGAAGCAGUGGAUACUCAAACCCAGACAGAUAGCGAGGCGAUUGAUCGAAGCCUGGAACUCCAGCUGCAAGUCGAGCGUGAGUCAUGCAGAGUUGCCGAGCUUAUCCACGAGCUUGAGACCAGUCAGUCCAGAAGCAAGCUCGAAAUCGAAGCUCUUGGUCAGGAGCUCUCCGAGUCGCAACGACUGUGCAUCGAGCACCAGAAACAGAUUGAGUUGGCACAAAGUAACGCCGAGGCUCGCGAGCAGACGAUGCAGUCCCUCAGCGAGGAAAAGGACCAUCUCUCCAUCCAGAUCGCUGACCUCAAGCUGGAAGUCCGCCGGUGCGAGGAGAAGGCUCAAACGUCUAUAGGCGCAUCUCAGCUCCGAAUUUCUGCCUUGGAGGCCCAACUGGAGCAGGCUGCACUGCAAUUACAGGUCACGGCCAAGACUACCGAGCUUCUGAACCAAUUGAUGGCCAGUUCGGCCUCCAGACUUGAUCGCAUGUCCAGCGAGUACGACAGCCUCAAAACCACUCACUCGUCGUGUGGCCAGGAGAUUGAUGAACUAAGAGGCAAGCUCGUCGAUCUGGAGGCCUUCAAGGCAGACUCACAGAUGCAGCAAGCCCAGUACCAAGACGAGAUCGCUCGUCUCACCGAGAGGCUCCAGAAGAUAUCGUCACAAGAUUCGGAGGCCCAAGCGCUCAAACUGGAGCUACAGAACGAAGUUAGUGCUCUCCGACAGCAGGUCGAGCAGUGGAGGGACACCGCUACCGGUUUGGAGAGGGAGCUUGGCAUAUCCAAACAGAGGAAGGCGGGAACAUGGUGGUGAGGGCGCUCCCAAUGUCCGGCGACCAAUGUACUCUCUUUGUCCCGAGUCCGAUUCGCAAAUCCGUUGAAUUGAGAGUCGUCUGUGUGUCGACUUGCGCUGUUUUUCGAGCCAUCGUUCGCAAUCACUGUUCCACAAACAUAUACUCAGAGAUGCUGGAAAUAUAGCCAUGCGUGUGGACAGCAUCGCCAACGCUGGCCACCCAGG